GUCGGUGGUUUCCGGUAGUAUGGCGACUACGUGGAUACCCUACUUCUUUUUAGUUUGUGCAAGAAGAGACUGGGUUGUGCUCUGAGCCAGCCGGGCGGUCAUUCCCGGAGUCGUGUGCGUGUGGGAGACUAUGCUACCACUGCUGGCGCUGGGCACGGUCUUGACUUGCGCUGUGGUCAGAGCAGAGGUGGCCGGGGACAGAAGCCACAAACCGCUUCUCAACUACAGCAGCUUCUCGCUCCCAGAGGAACACAUCCCAUACUUCUUGCGCAACAACAGGAAGGUCGCCGAACUUUGUCGGCGGGAUCCGGAGUGCCCAUUCAAAGAUGCUCUGCUGGUUAAGAAUGCCUGCUGGGGCUAUGAGAAGAACUGCUCCCCCGAGAACAGAAUGGGAUACCCCGUCUGCUCCUCCGUAGACUCUGGAUGGGCCAGGUCGUUGACUGCAGGUCAGGAGCUGUUCUGGAAGCAGGCUGACUUUGGCUACGUGAGGGAGCGGCGCAACGAGCUCAAGACUCUCUGCAAGCCCUUAAAUCCGGGGCACUCCAGCCUGAAAUGCAGUAGCCACAUGCGGUUCUGCCGUGCCACCAACCUGUUCCUGGACCUGAGGGAACCCCGCAGAGGUCACGAGAGGUACAAAGAGGACUUCUUGCAGCGAGGGGAGAUUGGGGGGCACUGUCAGCUCAAGGCCAAGGCCCUGGCAGCUGAGGGGCAGCACAAAAGCCCUCUGCAGUCUUGGUUUGCCGAAUUAGAAUCAUACACAGGGUUGGGCUUCCACCCAGAGAACGAUGGCCACUGUGACCUGAUAGUGGAGAGGCCCACCGUCUUCAUGAAACUGGAUGCAGGUGUGAACAUGUAUCAUCACUUCUGCGACUUUGUCAACCUGUACAUCACCCAACACCUCAACAACUCCUUCAGCCGAGACAUCAACAUCGUCAUGUGGGACACAAGCGUGUACGGCUAUGGGGAUCUCUUUGAGCAAACCUGGAGGGCCUUCUCAGACUAUGAAGUCAUUCAUCUGAAAAGCUAUGAUUCGAAAAGGGUGUGUUUCCGAGAGGCUGUUUUCUCACUGCUCCCGAGAAUGAGAUACGGUCUGUUCUACAACACCCCGCUGAUCUCUGAUUGCCAGAGCGAGGAGGGCAUGUUUCGGGCCUUCUCACAGCACGUCCUUCAUCGACUCAACAUCCCUCAGGACGCCACAACGGAUGGACGGGUUCGUGUCACACUGCUGGCCCGUAGCACUGAGUACCGGAGGAUAUUAAACCAGCAGGAGCUUAUAAACGCCCUGAAGACCGUGCCUUGGUUUGAGGUCAGGAUUGUGGAUUACAAAUACAAGGACAUGGCUUUCCUGGACCAGGUGAGGAUAACGCACAACUCGGACAUCUUCAUCGGGAUGCAUGGCGCGGGACUCACCCACCUCCUCUUCCUCCCCGACUGGGCCGUCAUCUUUGAGCUAUACAACUGUCAGGACGAGAGCUGCUAUCGAGAUCUGGCGCGGCUGCGGGGGGUUCGCUACGUGACUUGGCAGAAAAGGGACAAAGUGGUCCCGCAGGAUAAGGGUCAUCACCCCACGCUAGGGGAGCACCCCAAGUUUACCAAUUACUCGUUUGACGUGGAGGAGUUCAUGCGCCUGGUUGGUCUAGCAGCGGAUCACGUGCGCUCGCACAGGAAGUGGCCUGGAGGGAGGAAGCAGAGAGACGAACUCUGAGACGUGCAGGCAGCGACCAGGGGACAGAAAUCCCCUACGCACACACACAUGCUGUAUACACACACGCACACGCACACACACACACACACACACACACA
Molecule: messenger RNA, 1803 nt
Organism: Engraulis encrasicolus (European anchovy)
Lineage: Eukaryota; Metazoa; Chordata; Actinopteri; Clupeiformes; Engraulidae
Gene: eogt
Product: EGF domain-specific O-linked N-acetylglucosamine (GlcNAc) transferase
Exons: 16
Coding region: 131-1705 (524 amino acids)
Cellular component (GO): endoplasmic reticulum lumen
Molecular function (GO): protein O-acetylglucosaminyltransferase activity
Source: RefSeq, a predicted model, not a curated record